Messenger RNA from Cornus florida, 432 nucleotides. Its product is annotated as proline-rich extensin-like protein EPR1. The coding region runs from base 1 to 432 and encodes 143 amino acids. The record is from RefSeq and is a predicted model, not a curated record. The transcript has a single exon. NCBI's taxonomy places the organism in Eukaryota, Viridiplantae, Streptophyta, Magnoliopsida, Cornales, Cornaceae.
AUGAUCUCCAACUUCAAGUUCAUUUUCUUGUUUAGCUUGACUGUGGCUAGCACUUUUGUCUGUCACAGUGAUGCUCGCAUAUUGAAGGAAGAAAAUGGAAUUGCGGAGGAGUUCGGUAUUUUUGAUGAUUUGUCACCUCAAUCGGAUACAUUUGUUCUCUCGGAUGUCCCGAAUACUCUUCUGGACACUCCGGAUGCCCUAGAUACUCCCCCGGAUGCCACGGUUACCCCUAUAAUUCCUCAAUUGCCACCACUACCCCAAUUUCCACCAAUUCCUCAAUUUCCAUUCCCUAUUCCAUUCCCUCCUAUCACCAUUCCCCCCUUCCCUUUCCUUGCACCACCAGCAGCACUUUUGCCUCCAUUCCCUAUUCCAUUCCCUCCAAUCACCAUUCCCCCCAACCCUUUCCUUACACCACCAGCACCUCCUGCUUAA